AUGCAACUCAGGUAUCCAAAUGGAACUGUGAUCAGCACCAUCACCAACGCCAACAUCACCUACACCUUUGAUGAUUUGUUGCCAGGUCAAUACUGCAUCUUUGGAUCAAAGAGAGGAUUCAAGCCAAGUGUCCCAGGCCAGUACAGCGUAUAUUACUCUGAUGGAAAAUACUGCACGACCGUCCCUCCAUCCAUCGCCAAUGCUCACUUUGCAAUGGUUGGCAAUGAGACAUUCCGUAUUGGUGGAUAUAUGUUCAUUGAUAAGAACAAUGAUGGAGUGAUGGACAAGAAGUCAUUACUGUACGAUGUUCAACUGGAUUUGUAUAGUGAUGGCAGCAUAUACAUAUCCAAGAAGAAUACCUUUGCAACUUAUACAUUCGAUGAUCUGAGAGCUGGUGAAUAUUGCAUCGUCGCAUCAUAUCCCAAUGGAAGCUACAUCCCCGGUCCAUUCAUGAAUGACAACAAGUUCAACAAUGGCAAGUUCUGCACGACCCUCCCACCCAACGAGGACAAUGCCAACAUUGGAAUGAUCGCCGCUGAGACGCUUACAAUCCAAGGAAACGUGUUCAAUGAUGUCAACAAUGAUGGCAGGCUCAACAUGGCCAAUCUGCUGAAUGGAGCAACUAUUGAUCUUCAAAAUCAAUAUGGUGAUAGCAUACACCUGUUGGACAAUGUGACUGGAUCGUACUCAUUCACGAUACCCCGUGGCAACUAUUGUAUAUUUGGACGGUACCCUAAUGACACCUACAUCCCUAUCAAUCACUUUGGUGACAACGUGUUUGAUGCCACUGGAAAGUAUUGCUUUGCCAUACCUCCAUCCAACACUGCUGCACACUUUGGUAUGAAGCUUGCGCCCAGGUAUCAAUUGGCUGGCAUUGUUUGGGACGACAGUCAGGGACAACAGGGCAGGAUUGACACCAACAACCUGCUGACAUAUGUACGAAUGGAGCUACAAUACCCCAAUGGCUCGAUGGUCGGUCUUGACAAUGUCGUGAAAGGAGCGUAUUUGUUUGACGAUCUCAAGCCUGGGCAAUACUGCAUCGUUGGCACAAAGGAUGGAUAUCUUCCAGGUUUCUUCAAGAAUGACAAUGUCUUUGAGAAUGGCAAGUACUGCACAACAUUGCCUCCAUCAAACACCGCGGCCAACUUUGCAAUGAUGAAGAUACCCACCUAG
Acytostelium subglobosum LB1 is the source of this 1173-nucleotide messenger RNA. RefSeq lists its product as hypothetical. The transcript has 2 exons. Lineage: Eukaryota; Evosea; Eumycetozoa; Acytosteliales; Acytosteliaceae. The record is from RefSeq and is a predicted model, not a curated record. The coding region runs from base 1 to 1173 and encodes 390 amino acids.